AUGAGCAUCUUAUUCGGAUACGAUUACUUUGAUACAGCAGCAGAAGAACUAGAUACCCUAAAACAGAAAUUAGCAGCAGUUGAAAAGGGACAGCAGGGAAACACGGCAGAGGUUGUCAAAAAUGCGGACGAGAUUGUUAAAUUGAAUAGUCUCGGGGAAAAUUAUGUGCAGUACGAUUUUAUACAAACACCUGGGUAUCCACCCGGAUUUCUUCAAACUUCUAAUAUUUCCGAUGCGGACAAAGGGAACGCAAAAUUCAUUAG
This is a messenger RNA of Paramuricea clavata, 263 nucleotides long. The record is from the annotation of a GenBank genome assembly. NCBI's taxonomy places the organism in Eukaryota, Metazoa, Cnidaria, Anthozoa, Malacalcyonacea, Plexauridae.